This is a messenger RNA of Rhodotorula toruloides NP11, 1911 nucleotides long. Its product is annotated as tRNA (guanine-N7-)-methyltransferase subunit Trm82. The transcript has 4 exons. The record is from RefSeq and is a predicted model, not a curated record. Lineage: Eukaryota; Fungi; Basidiomycota; Microbotryomycetes; Sporidiobolales; Sporidiobolaceae. Gene Ontology annotation, molecular function: tRNA (guanine(46)-N7)-methyltransferase activity; protein binding. Bases 1 to 1911 code for a protein of 636 amino acids. Gene Ontology annotation, cellular component: nucleus; cytosol; tRNA methyltransferase complex. Gene Ontology annotation, biological process: RNA (guanine-N7)-methylation.
AUGGGCGUCGCGCAGGCGAGAAUAAGCAGGCUCGCAGGCCGUCUGGGAAUGCUAGCGAAACUUCCGAGUUGGUCGACUGCGAGGAAGCCUGGCGAGGUGAGAGAGAUGAAGCAAGCGAUGAAGCUUUCCGCUGGACCGAUGGCUUCGACGGCCCGCGCUGCCAUGGAGCACCCUGUGCAGGUACUUGCUAGCACGACAGAACACAUCGUCACGGCCUCGAACACGAAGCUGACCGUCUUUGACGCUGCGACGAAUGCACCCAUCGCGUCAACGACCAACCACAAGGGCCUGAUUCGCCUCCUUGCGACCUUCACGGACGACGUGGCGAAGAAGGCGUACCUCGUAUCGACGGGCGAGGACAAGCUCCUCCAGGUCUCUUCGCUUCCCGACCUGCAGCUGCUCAGCUCGCGUGACCUGCCGAAGCGCGCCAAUGCUCUCGAGGUGACUGCGUCUGGCGACAUCGUGGUGGGCGACAAGUUCGGAGACGUCUACAUCUUCCCACUCGAUGCACCAGCUGUCCCAGCGAACGUCAAACCGGAGGACCUGCCGAAGCCGCAACCCAUCCUCGGGCACGUCUCGAUGCUCAACACGCUCGCGCUCAUCCCGGCCGACCCGGCGCAUGGGUUGGCGAGGGAUUGGAUCGCGACCGGUGACCGCGACGAGCAUGUGCGCAUCUCUCGCUUCCCGGCCGGACAUGUCAUCGAGAAGUUCGCUUGGGGAAGCAAGCGACUCGUCUCGUCGCUUUUGUACCUUCCAGCACCCUCAUCCUCCAGCGCAGCAACUUCUCCGCCGUACCUGCUGUGCGCCGGUGCCGACCCCUCCAUCCAAGUCUUCGAACUGCCCUCUGCCGAGCUCGUUUCGCGCUUCCCGAUCGAGGAGAUCAUCUCAGCCUACAUCUCCGUCCACCCCGAAGCACCGACGCCCGUCCCUGCGGGGAGACGGAAGAACAAGCAAGGCACGAAGAAGGGAAAGGGAAAGGAGGUCUCGAACGAAGGCGAGGCGGCGGAGCGAGACGAUGCGACAGCGACGCCUGACCCGGACGCCGCUGCUGAAGAGGGCGGCGGCGGAUCUGCAGCUCACGGAGCCGAGCUGGCGAAGGGUCUCGCAGUGGUGAAGAUGGUGGAGGUGGGAACGACUCGCGAGGACGGCGGUAUCAUCGUCUUGGUCGCCGGCAGCACUGCGCUACUCUACAUCUCAUUCUCCCUUCUUCUGCCCACACACCCUGCCGCUGCACCCUCGACCGAUGCAGCACCUUCCCUCCUCCGAGCCGCACAUCCCAUCCUCGAUGUUGUCCCGACACCUAUCCCCGCGUCGGCAGAGUCGCAGUGCGAGUUCCUCGUGUCGCUCGAUCACACGAGCACGCCAUCCCUACCUCCCGCCGCAACAGACUCCGAACAGCCGCCUACGCCUCUAAUGCGCGUUUCGCUCGGCAAGGAUGGACAACUCAAGGCGCUGCCAACCUUGACAACUGACGCGGUUCUGUUCGACGCGGCGUACGCUCAACAACCCGAGAACGCCAAGCAGCCGAGUGUUGCAUCCCUCUACCCGGUCCUUUCGUUGCUGCACCAUCCGGGAGACGAGGAGUUUGCCGAAGGCGGAGGCGAGGAUGACGAAGCGCCGCGGGUGAGUCGCAAGGUCGGACGAGGCAUGAAGCGCGCCGCGCCCGGGUCGAACGGAGCGCCGAGCGAGGUUGGCGACGAGGACGGUGCGAAGCGAAUCGGCAAGCGCGCAAUUGGACGUGCUGAGACGCUGAGGCGGUACGAGGAGGCCAAGCGCAAGCUUCAGGCCGGAGGGGAGACAGCGCAGUCGCUGACGGAGGGCGAGAAGGCUGCGGUCAAGGAAAUGGAGGAGGAGGCCGAAGCGGCAGCGGCUGCCGAAGGUGCAGAGAUGGAAGGCGCGCACGUCGCUUGA